Molecule: messenger RNA, 956 nt
Organism: Cuscuta epithymum
Lineage: Eukaryota; Viridiplantae; Streptophyta; Magnoliopsida; Solanales; Convolvulaceae
Source: the annotation of a GenBank genome assembly
AAACCUUUGAAAUGAAAAGGCAUAUAGAUUUAACUAGCAGUUUUAUUCGAUACUACCUCUCUGAAUUCCAAUAUUUAUUUGGGAGUGGGAAAAAACUCAAUCUGUGAACUAUUCCGCUUCCCCCAAGUAAAUCUCUCAAUAUAAAUUGAUCGAUGCUGAUCACCAUACCAGCCAUUCCCGAUCUUAAUCAGGUUAGCUAGACUCAAAUUAAACGUACGUACAAUGGGUGAGAUGAAAUGGAUUGUUUCCCUCUGGUUUCUGUUCAUCAUCGCGAAUUCGAAUCGUGCUUCCACCGUUGAGGGAAGAGAGAUUCCGGCAGCAUCACCGCCGGCCGUCGGCUUUAUAGCCGGGCACCGGUUGGAAACCGAUUCAGCCGGGUGUUGGGAUGCUCUGUGGGAGAUAAAGUCUUGCAUGAGUGAGAUCGAGGCUUACUUCAUCAACGGGACGAUCGACAUUGGGGCAGAGUGCUGCGAAGCCAUCACCACCAUCACUCGCCACUGCUGGCCGGCUGUUCUCUCCGGCAUCGGCGUUUCCCCGGAGGAGUCCGACAUUCUCAGAGGCUAUUGCGACGCCGCGCGCCGAAUCGUCGCCUCCGGCUGAUGAUGUCGGCGGCUCGUUUCAACCCAUUCCAAGUCCUGUCGUCAAUUAGUAUAGUGCAGUACAAAUCAUGCUGGUCUUCGUGGCAAACAGCCGGCCGGCUGCCACGUGUACCUACAUGUCUGAUCGAUCAUCUGAAUUGUCUGCUACUUUAAUUAAUCAAAUUAAAUAAAUACAGUUUUUGUUCUUCCUAAAUGUGAUUGUUCGUAGUAUAAUACUCAGUUCAUGAUUCCCCCUCCCCCAAGGCAUAUCAUUCGAACGAAUUCGUCAGAAUUUUUAUCUUCUUCAACGAAAAGUUCUAUAUAUAUAUGUGUACCAUUUUAAAUUUCAUUAAGGCACCCAGGCCAGUCUUUAGUUUU